AUGGAUACGCUUUCACCCAACAAUUGCUCCAAGUCGAGCUCCAGCGGCAGCUCCAUGACCAACUCCUCCAUGGAUCUGGGCGAGAAGCAAUCGAAGCAGUCGAAGCAGCGCCAACGUGGCCAGAAACUCUCUAGAUCGCGUAGUCUGCUGCAGUUGCUCAGCAAGCAUCUGGGCAGACAUUUCCAGCAUCAUCAUCAUCAGAAUGAUACGGUCUACAGCAGCCAGGAUGACAUACGCAGCUCCUCGACGGACUCGUUUAGUCUCAGCUAUGAGCGUGGAUCGCGCAUUGAGGAGGUGCUGCAUGGUGGUUCCAGCUUGGAUUUGGAGAACACAUCGUCCGCUUCAUAUUCGCCGGGCUUGGAGUUUUAUGACAACAAUGCACACAUCUAUGUGGAGACUGUGUAUCGUCCGGGCAGCGCCAUGGAGCAACUGCAUCCACACUACGACGACAGCAGCAGCGUCGAUGAGGAAGAGCAGGUGGAUGAGAAUGAGAAUGAGAAUGAAAAUGAGAAUGAAAAUAUAAAUCUAAAGCCACACACUGAGUCACAACCACGUUCUGCAUCCGCUGCAUCGGCAACAGCAACCAGAAGUGCAUCCAAGCUGCAUCUGAGUCGCAUCUCCAUCUCCUCCUCGGUCAGCCGCAUCUUGCAACACUUCUCCGCAUCGGCGGCAACAACGGCAACAGCAUCGCUGCGCUCCUUGUCCUGCAGCAGCACACCCUUGCGGCAUCUGAGGACGCCGAUGACGAAGAAAUCAUUGACGGCACACAACAGCAACAACAGCAACAACAGCAGCAACCGCAGCAACAACAGCAACAGCAGCAGCAGCACCAAAAAGGAUAAGAAGCAGCAGAGCAUAUUGCGACCUCCAGUUCAGUAUGUCUACAUGAAGGGCAUGUCCGGAUUGUACUCGCGAGUGCCCAGCUACGCGGUCUGUUGCCCCUACACCAUGCACCACAUGUAUUAG
Molecule: messenger RNA, 966 nt
Organism: Drosophila innubila
Lineage: Eukaryota; Metazoa; Arthropoda; Insecta; Diptera; Drosophilidae
Product: serum factor response D
Exons: 2
Coding region: 1-966 (321 amino acids)
Source: RefSeq, a predicted model, not a curated record